UCGGUGUUGGCGCCGCCGCCGGCCGGACAAAGAAACAAUAAGAGAUGAACAGCUCAGCUACUAGAUCCCCACUCUCCCUGGGACUCCAGCUGUCGGGCCAUGUCUCUCUGAAUCCCGUCUCCGCUUUCUUCUCUCAAUUCCCCUUUUCUUUUCCUCUUCCCUCUUCUUCGUCCCCGGUAUCUUUGUGCUUUCCUCUUGUGUUGUUCAUUGGAAGAUUGUCGUGUUCUGCUUUCUUCGGUUCCAAUUGACGAUAUUUCCCAGCGCUUCAAUUCCCAAUUGCAAGCUCCAUCCAUCAUGGCGGUGGGCAUAUCGCGAGCCAAGUGCCUGAUGACGCUCUUCGCGUUGGCGUCCAUUGCUGUUCUCCAGGUUUAUGCGCGGAGCACGCACGAGACGUACGGGACGGAGAGGAAACUGAGUCCUUCGGACUUGAGUCUGGAGGAGUUGGAUGGGCUGUUGCAGGAUUGCCCAAUAGUCCAAGCCCUCUCCGCCGAAAAGAUCGCCGCCCACGCCCACCAAACCUCCUCCGCCACCGAGCGCCUCUUCGCCAUCCUCUUCCCCGGCUCCCCCGCCGUCAACGCCAUCCUCGCGACCCUGUACAUCUCGGGCCCGCCCAACUUCUUGCUGGCCCUGUGCCCGACCAACAUCGACCCGUCUUCGCUGUCCGUCAUGGUCGCCUUUGCCGUCGGCGGCCUGCUGGGCGAUACCCUGUUCCACCUGCUUCCCGAGAUCUUCAUUGGCGAGGAUAGCCACGAGAGCGCAAAAUUUGUGUUGGUCGAGCCGAACAGGAACUUGUUGUUGGGUGUUGCGAUUCUGGUUGGGUUCAUGACUUUUGUGGCUAUGGAUAAGGGCUUGAGGAUCGCGACGGGUGGAGAAGGCGGGCAUGAUCAUUCUCAUGGACAUUCCCAUUCGCAUGAGCAUGGCGCGGCGGCGACUGGUGUUGAGGUUGCGAAGAAGGGCGAUGCUAAGAACAGGAAGGGUGAGAAGAACGAGCUGAAGAAGAAGGAUGUGGACGUUCAAGAGCAGGAUGAUAAGAAGGACGUUAACCCUUCUGCUAAGCUGGGCGGCUACUUGAACUUGAUCGCCGACUUCACCCACAACAUCACUGACGGCCUCGCCAUGUCCGCCUCCUUUUACGCCUCCCCAACCAUCGGCGCAACCACCACCGUGGCCGUCUUCUUCCACGAGAUCCCCCACGAGGUCGGCGACUUUGCCCUGCUCGUCCAGUCCGGCUUCUCCAAGCGUCAAGCCAUGGGCGCCCAGUUCGUCACCGCCAUCGGCGCUAUGCUCGGCACCCUCAUCGGUAUCGCCGUGCAGGAAUUCGGCGGCUCCGGCGAUGCCAAUGGAGCGGCGAUGGGCAUGAAGGAGGGUAUUUUGGGAACCAGCUUGACCUGGGGAGACAUGCUGUUGCCGUUCACGGCGGGUACGUUCCUGUAUGUGGGCACGGUGGCGGUCAUUCCGGAGCUGUUGGAGACGGGCAAGGAUAAGGCCAAGGAGUUGAGGAAGACACUGGUGCAGUUUGCGGCUAUUGCGGUGGGGGCGGGGAUUAUGUUGUAUAUUUCCUGGCAUGAUUAAGUCAGGGAGUUUGGAAGUCAGUUUGGGGUUUGUUUAUGGACAUGAUGAACUAAAUGAAGCCCGCAGGGUCAAAGGCUUCGUGAUUGAUGGUAAUGGUAAUAGACAUUAUCACAAUAUCUCAUCUCGGUGCUG
Molecule: messenger RNA, 1704 nt
Organism: Neurospora tetraspora
Lineage: Eukaryota; Fungi; Ascomycota; Sordariomycetes; Sordariales; Sordariaceae
Product: ZIP zinc transporter-domain-containing protein
Exons: 4
Coding region: 295-1572 (425 amino acids)
Biological process (GO): intracellular zinc ion homeostasis; zinc ion transmembrane transport
Cellular component (GO): membrane
Molecular function (GO): zinc ion transmembrane transporter activity
Source: RefSeq, a predicted model, not a curated record